AUGGUUUAUGACAUAGUCAUGUUGAAGGCGAACGUUCAGGUAGAAAUGAUCAUGGAAGCCACGGAAAGACAUGGAAACGGGAAUACUGUACACAGAAUUUCUCUGAUCUACAUUAUUCCCUUCAAUUUCAUAAAUUCAGAGUGGCAUGAGAAUCAUCGCUUUCCAGCCAAGGACAAACUAGAGUCAAAUAAAUGCAAGGCGAGAAAAUUGUUACGAGCUGCAUUUUCGGCGCGUAUCUCCUCCCGGAUAGAAGAACAUCCACCCGCGCGUUACGGUGAUGUUUCACAUCUCUCGUUCACUCCUUCAGGCACGAUGAGGAAAGUGGAGAUUGCCGGCGCUCUUCACGGUGACACCGGCGGCUUUUGCACCAAGAGCCUGGAGAAUUCGUCGCCCCUCGGCUUGUGCUCACCCCUCCUUCGGACUUCAGGGCUGAUAAAUAAGAUUUGGGCUUAG
Messenger RNA from Lindgomyces ingoldianus, 453 nucleotides. RefSeq lists its product as uncharacterized. The transcript is spliced from 8 exons. The record is from RefSeq and is a predicted model, not a curated record. NCBI's taxonomy places the organism in Eukaryota, Fungi, Ascomycota, Dothideomycetes, Pleosporales, Lindgomycetaceae. The coding region runs from base 1 to 453 and encodes 150 amino acids.